AUGCACAUCACUGGCUUGCUGCUGAGGCGCUACCAUCAGUACGGCAGGAUCGACGACUUCGACCUCCCGGGGCGUGCGAACAACUUCACACUGAACUUGUCCCGUCCUAUCGAGUGGAUCGCCACGUGUCCCAUCAUGCAGCUCAAGCUGGUGGUCUUGGCAGGCGCUCGGGUCCCGAGCUACCGCCGCUUCAUGAUGCCACUCAUCUCCGUGUCGGUGCUCCUUUGCGGCACGGCCUCGAUGUUCACAGGAGACGCCUUGCGCUACGCCUGGUAUGCCUUCGGCCUCAUGCUGGCCAUGAUCAUGUUCUACCACAACGCGUUGCAAAUCAAAGAGAACAGCGAGGGUGAGGAGAGCCUUUUCCAAGGGGACUCGGACUUCCGCAAGCUCUCGAUUCUUCUGAUUAUCACGUGGUUCCCAUUUCCGAUAUGGUUCAGCUUGAGUGUCGAGGGCUUCGGCGUGGUCACCGACUACCUGGUCAUCGAGUUGGGCUGGGUCGUCCUCAACAUCGUGUCCAAGUUCACUUUCAUCAUUUGGAUGCAGCGCAUGAAGAUGGUCCAUGGGCGCAAGCUGGAGGCCGCGCGCGAGCUCUAUGGGCUGUCGCCCAGCGACCACGUCGAUGAGGACGAUCUGAAGAAGAAGGCACUUGAAUCAGGAGGUGGUGCUGGCGGGGUCAGCGCUGACAAAUAUGGCCUCGGCGCGGGCGAAGAGGCAGACAGCGAGCAGAAGCUUGUGGAGGUAAUCGCCGAGACCAUGGUCACCCUAGGCAUGAGUUCUCACACAGACCGGCUGCUGAAGCUGAUGGUCGAGAACGGCGUCACGAACACCGCGGUCCUGGAGCGCCUGAACGCUGAGCGUUGUAUGGAGCUGAACUUGCCCUGGGCGCUGGUCGACGCGGCCCAGCGUCGCUGGAUCGCCGAGAAGAUGAACAUGGGCCAGGAUCAGGGCGGCAACGUGGAGAAGGAGGAUCCCUUCAAGAAGCUCCUGGAGGCCAACAAAGAGCGCGUGACCGGCAAACAGCUGAUCAAUGCACUCCCUGGCAUGCCAGGUGGCAUCAGCACGCCCCCGUUGGCCGGGAUGGGGAUGGGUGGCAGCGUGAUGAUGGACAUCGGGGGCAUGGAGGACCAGCUGACAGCGGUGAUCAACAGGGUCAUGAUUCCUUUCCAGGACGCCGUCAUGACCAAGCUGCACAUGAUGGAAGAUAACAUGCAGCGCCAGCUGGAGUCUACCCAGGAAGCUAUCUCCCAGCGGAUGGACUUCUCUCAGGUCUCCCUCUUGCAGACUGUCAAUGCCUGCCAAGUGUUGCUGCACAAGCUGGACUCCUCCCAGGAGACCGUGAUGCAAAAGAUGGACUCCCAGAAGUCCGUCGUGGACCAGAUGGUCAACUCGUACGGAAACCUGGUGACCAACAUCGCAGGUGCCAGCGAGAGCACCAAGAGCGCGCUCCUGGACACGGUCAACACCUCCUCGUCCGCGCUCCUGCAGAAGCUUGAUGCAACACAGCAGGACCUCCUCAAGCAGAGCCACGAGUCGCACGCGGUGUUGCAGGGCGUGGCAUCGUCUCAGACCACUCUUGCCAAGAAGGUGGACUCAGGCAACGAGUUCACGCAGCGCCGCCUCGUGGAGGUGGAGGGCUGCGUCGAGCGCCGCCUGACGGACGUCAGCGACAGCCUCUCGCGCUCUCAGACACUAUGCUCUGACAAGGUCCUCUCCUCCCUGCGUGGGGACUUGGCAACCUUGGCCGCACAGGGCAACGCAAUGGUCGACGCCACGGAGAAGGCUUCCACCAUGCAAGAGGAGCGCAUGGCUGACGUCCGUCGCCAGAACAUGAUGAUCAUGGACAUGCUGACCAACGCGCAGGAGACCAUGCACACCAGUGCUGAGAGCCUGCAGAGCUUCACGCGCUCC
Molecule: messenger RNA, 1908 nt
Organism: Symbiodinium natans
Lineage: Eukaryota; Dinophyceae; Suessiales; Symbiodiniaceae
Source: the annotation of a GenBank genome assembly